Molecule: messenger RNA, 315 nt
Organism: Rhizophagus irregularis DAOM 181602=DAOM 197198
Lineage: Eukaryota; Fungi; Glomeromycota; Glomeromycetes; Glomerales; Glomeraceae
Source: RefSeq, a predicted model, not a curated record
AUAUGUAAAGGAAUUAGACCUGAAAUACCUGAAAUACCUGAGUUGAAAUCAAAUCGCUAUAUUAACUUAAUGAAAAAGUGUUGGGAUUCAAACCCAGAUAAUAGACCAAAUGUUAAAUUAAUUAGCGCCAUUUUAGAUGAUGAAAAGAAUGAUCCUGUUGAUAGAAUUAAUGAUGAAGAAUUUAAAGAAGCGGAAAGAUAUCUUUUUAAAGAAUAUAAGGAAGACGAUAAAUUAAUUACUCAUCCACAAGCUAUAUAUACAUCUCGAUUACUCGAUCCUUAUACAGAAGGUCUUGCAAUUGAUUUUACAGAGUAA